AUGAACAGGCAUCCGCACCUGAGUCACCCUCGCAUCUCUAACCGGUCUUGGCGGGAAACUGGGGACAACAGACGACAGGGCCGAAGGCGGCGCCUGGGACAAAAAUCCCAACUGCGGAGCCACGAUGUCCCUGAUAGUGGACAGGAAGCAACGACUCCUGCCAUCUCGGCGAGGGAUACCGCCGUGACCUUCUGCCUUAGUCCCCCGAGAAGGAACCGAUGGAGCUCUCGAGCCUCCAGGAGCCGAUCCAGUCGGCUUAAGAUGAGAUAUAGGGGGAACCGCAGCGGCAGAACCCGCCACCAGCACUGGCGCCCAACCCGCGGCGGCGCCGCAACCUCCGCCGAGACAACAGGUGCCACCUCUGCCGACAAAGAUAAGGUUCCCUCUACCAGAGAAGCCUCCCCGGAAAUUUCUGACAAUGCCAAGUUCAUUGUUGACGGCGCCACAUAUUAUGACAUACAGCAGAAUGGACUGGGUGACUGUUGGUUCGUUGCUGCUGCAGUUACCCUAGCAGCAUCUCCAAGUAAUAGGAAACUCUUUGAGAGAGUUGUUCCCCUUAACCAAAGCUUCGACCACAAUUAUGCGGGCAUCUUCCGAUUUCACUUUUGGCAAUAUGGCGAGUGGAAGGAGGUGGUGGUGGACGAUCGAUUGCCCACGCGCCAUGGUAAACUCAUCUACGCUGCAAACCGGAAAGAGACGAACGAGUUCUGGUGUCCUCUCUUGGAGAAGGCGUAUGCAAAACUCUACGGGUGUUACGAAGCUAUCGACGGUGGGUGGAUACACGACGCCCUUGUGGACAUGACGGGCGGGAUCUCCGAGCUCAUUGAAAUGCAAGAAGGAAUAUCAUUGGACGAACUCCGAACGACGCUGUUUUCCAAGGAGAAGAUGAACACGUUGAUGGGAGGAGCCAUUGAUAACAAACCCGGAUCAAGACAUCGUGAAGCUCAACGGAAGAACGGACUGAUCGAAGGUCACGCCUACAGCAUUGUCGACAUCAGAGAGAUUAAUCAAGGAGGAAAAUCUACAACGCUGUUACGCCUAAGAAACCCGUGGGGUAGAGGUGAAUGGAACGGACCGUGGAGUGAUGGUUUUGGGCUCUUCGGCCAAGCCUUCGAGCCCUUUCUGAAUCGCAAAGGGCGACAGUUUUUUCAAAGCCCCUUCAUCGGAAGACCCGAUGACGAGAAACCUUGGCCAGGUUCAUUUUGGAUGAAUCCUCAGUACAAAGUACACCUCGAUAAGGCGGACAGGCGAAUCAGUGUGAUUGUUAACCUGAUGGAAGUGUCUGACAGGCGAGUUCGAGAUGAAUUUGCCGUUUACAUUGGCUUCGUCAUCUUCAAGCUUCGGAAAGGUCGGAAACCUCUCCGACUCUCUGGCGACAAUUUCUACAAGUUUAUGCCGGAAGUGGUGAAAACGUCUGGCACAUUUGUGCCCUACAGAGAGAUAACGAUGCGAUUUGAACUGGAGCCCAGCACCUACAUCUUAGUUCCAUGUACCUCCGAGGCUUCCAUGGAAGCAGAUUUCUACCUCAGGGUGAUGACCGAAAAACCAACAAGAGUAGAGCGUGUGUACCCUCCCUGA
Gigantopelta aegis is the source of this 1578-nucleotide messenger RNA. Its product is annotated as calpain-8-like. Gene Ontology annotation, cellular component: cytoplasm. The record is from RefSeq and is a predicted model, not a curated record. The transcript has 12 exons. Gene Ontology annotation, biological process: proteolysis. Lineage: Eukaryota; Metazoa; Mollusca; Gastropoda; Neomphalida; Peltospiridae. Bases 1 to 1578 code for a protein of 525 amino acids. Gene Ontology annotation, molecular function: calcium-dependent cysteine-type endopeptidase activity.